GGAGGGUGGUGAUAGAAUUCAAAGUAGAGGGGAGGGGAGUGUAAUUUCUUCAAUAAAUUCAGAUCUGAAAAGGACUUCUGCUUCUGAUGAACGGUGAGGAUUUUAGCGAAUCCUAUUCGUCCGUUUGUUAUCGAUAACACGACACGUGAAUUGUCGGAAAGCCAGAAAGGUUUGUCGCGCCUUUUGAUUUAAAUGCGGCGCCUCCCUCCUAUUGCUUAUAUAAGUUCCACCACAUCGAAAAGACAAUAAGAUAAAGUAGCACAAGAGAGAAAGAGAAUGUCUUCAGUAGUGGAGGUAGCGUCUAAAGAAGGUCAUGAGGACUGCAACGAACUGAUCGAUCCGAACCACAUCGCAGAUGUUACGGCUAUGAAUGUUUCGCUUUCCACUGAGAAGUUUCUCCAAGCGGCCAUUUCUCUCAAAGACCAGGUGGUAGAGGCGACAUGGAAAGGAGGAAUAGGCAAUGGACAGAGCAUAGACAUUACGGUAUACAAAGGCUUGCUGGGGACUGCUUUCACUUGCUUGAGGUCCUACGAAGUCACUGGUAACCACCAAGACCUGCUAUUGUCUGCCGAGAUAAUCAACGCUUGCGCUCUUCUCGCACCAACCUUCACCAGGAAUCCAACGUUUUUAUGUGGGAUAGGUGGGGUCUACGCACUGGGAGCUGUGGUUGCUAAUUUCAGAGGGGAACAUAGAAGGCGUGAUUACUUCGUGGACCUCUUCCUUGAGGUGGCACAGGAGAGAGCACUUCCAAGUGGACCUGACGAGGGUGGGUUUGGGAUGCCUUAUGAGCUUCUUCAUGGUCGAGCUGGAUUCUUAUGGGCAGCGUUGUUCAUAAACAAGCAUCUUGGGCAAGAGACAGUUCCCAUGGACCUUCUAAUGCCAGUUGUGGAAGCUGUAUUAGCAGGGGGAAGGGCAGGAGUAUCUGACACUACAGCCUGCCCACUGAUGUAUAGAUGGCAUGGUACAAGGUACUGGGGUGCUGCCCAUGGUCUUGCUGGUAUCUUUCAAGUCCUACUCCACUUUCCACUCUCUGGAGAAGAUGAGGAGGAUGUCAAGGGGACUCUUAGGUAUAUGAUGAGAAACAGGUUCCCACAUAGUGGCAAUUACCCUUCAAGUGAAGGGAAUCCAAGGGACAAGCUUGUGCAAUGGUCACAUGGUGCCACUGGCAUGUCCAUCACUCUAUGCAAAGCAGCACAGGUGUACUCUAGUGAAAGAGAGUUCCGUGAUGCAGCAAUAGAAGCAGGUGAAGUGGUGUGGAAGAGUGGGUUGGUGAGAAGGGUUGGACUAGCAGAUGGAGUGAGUGGGAAUGCAUAUGCAUUCCUCUCACUCUUUCGUUUAACAGGAGAGAGCAUUUACCGAGAGAGAGCCAAAGCAUUUGCUAGCUUCUUGUACUACAAUGCUAGAAAACUCGUAACAGCUAGCCAUGUCCGAGGAGGUGACCAUGCUUAUUCCCUCUUUGAAGGCCUUGCUGGUACAGCUUGCCUUUGGUUUGAUAUGACCUCACCGGAGAGCUCCAAGUUCCCUGGGUUUGAGCUUUAAUAAGUGGGAAAUAGGAAUUUCUAGCUUAAAAAGGAUUGUAAAACCUUAGAUGUAUAUAUUCAUAUCUCAUUUUGUAAUGAGGCAGUGGCUUAACUAUUUCACAUCUAAUUGGUCUAGUAAUAAAGUUUACACAUUUUGGCGUUUAUUAGUA
Messenger RNA from Macadamia integrifolia, 1690 nucleotides. Its product is annotated as lanC-like protein GCL1. The record is from RefSeq and is a predicted model, not a curated record. Gene Ontology annotation, biological process: peptide modification; carbohydrate metabolic process. Lineage: Eukaryota; Viridiplantae; Streptophyta; Magnoliopsida; Proteales; Proteaceae. The transcript has 5 exons. Bases 277 to 1539 code for a protein of 420 amino acids. Gene Ontology annotation, cellular component: plasma membrane.